Vicia villosa (hairy vetch) is the source of this 913-nucleotide messenger RNA. Its product is annotated as small ribosomal subunit protein uS4y. The record is from RefSeq and is a predicted model, not a curated record. Lineage: Eukaryota; Viridiplantae; Streptophyta; Magnoliopsida; Fabales; Fabaceae. Gene Ontology annotation, molecular function: structural constituent of ribosome; rRNA binding. Bases 131 to 724 code for a protein of 197 amino acids. Gene Ontology annotation, cellular component: cytosolic small ribosomal subunit. Gene Ontology annotation, biological process: translation; positive regulation of translational fidelity. The transcript is spliced from 3 exons.
CCCAUUAAAUAGGAAGGUUUUGUGAUACUUAUAGAGAGAAAGAAAAUGUCUGCGAAAACCUACUAGGUUAGAGAACCGGCGACGAGCAGGGAACCGAAGGGGAAGAGAGUACAGAAGAAGAAGAGCAGCUAUGGUGCAUGUUUCGUUUUACCGAAACUAUGGGAAAACCUUCAAGAAGCCCCGUCGUCCAUACGAGAAGGAGCGAUUGGAUGCUGAGUUGAAGCUCGUCGGAGAGUAUGGACUUCGCUGUAAGAGAGAGCUCUGGAGAGUUCAAUAUGCUCUGAGCCGUAUCCGUAACAAUGCAAGGAAUCUGUUGACAUUGGAUGAGAAGAAUCCUCGCCGGAUCUUUGAAGGUGAAGCACUGUUGAGGAGAAUGUUUAGAUAUGGUCUCCUUGAUGAAACUCAGAACAAGCUCGAUUAUGUCUUGGCUCUCACUGUUGAGAACUUUCUUGAGCGUCGUCUUCAGACACUUGUCUUCAAAUCUGGCAUGGCUAAGUCUAUUCAUCAUGCUAGGGUUCUCAUUAGGCAAAGGCACAUCAGGGUUGGGAGGCAAGUGGUGAACAUUCCAUCCUUCAUGGUGAGGGUUGAUUCACAGAAGCACAUUGACUUUUCACUCACCAGUCCUCUUGGAGGUGGUCGUCCAGGUCGCGUGAAGCGAAAGAACCUUAAGGCUGCAGCUAAGAAGGCUUCAGGUGGUGAUGGAGACGAAGAGGAUGAAGAUUAAAUUAUGAUUUUCUUUUGCUUAGAUCCUUGCACCGACCUUUUUAAAUCUGCUGUAGACUUUUUAGAUUAUUUGUUAUGUAUUACUUACAAUUUACCUGAGAUGUGUUGUUUUUGAAGUUUUAUUUUUCAAGUAUUAAGUUUUGUUCCAACACAUUUGAUGAUCUUUGAGAUAUAAAUGAAGAUUACUUAA